CCCUGCAUAUGCCUGUCAUGAAUGCGGACGCGCGCUCAGCAGUCGGACACGCACGUUGCCGAUCCGGACGAAUUCUUGCUGGAUCUCUCAUCACCGUUUGUCCUCCCGUUCCCACUCAGGCCCACUCACAUCACCCCCACCAGAAAUGGCACCAAACAUCUUCCAAACAGCCCGAACAGUCCGCCAAGGUCCUUCCGUCGGCACAGGCGACAAGCCCGACACCCGGCCAUGGAUCGAAAAGUACCGGCCAAGGGACAUGAACGAGAUCAGCUCGCAGGACGAGGUCGUUGCCGUGCUGAAGAAGACUAUGGAGUCGCAGAACCUACCGCACUUGCUCUUCUACGGGCCGCCAGGGACGGGAAAGACAUCGACUGUGCUGGCGCUGGCCAAAGAGUUAUAUGGGCCAGACAUCAUACGAGACAGGGUGCUAGAGCUGAACGCGUCCGACGAGCGUGGGAUAGACGUUAUCCGAGCGAAAGUGAAGAACUUUGCGAAAGUUACAGUCACGCAGACCUCGGUAGGAUUCCCAUGCCCGCCGUAUAAGAUCAUCAUCCUCGACGAAGCCGAUUCAAUGACGCAAGACGCCCAGUCGGCCCUUCGACGAACGAUGGAGACGUAUUCAAAAUCGACUCGGUUUUGUUUGAUUUGCAAUUAUAUUAGCAGGAUCAUUGAGCCAUUAGCGUCUCGUUGCGCCAAAUUCCGCUUUAAGCCACUGGAUACGGAUUCUACGAGGGCUCGUAUAGAGUAUAUAUGUCAGAACGAGGGAGUGAAUGCUCCGCCUGAGACAGUCCAAACACUAGUCAAACUCGCUGACGGAGACAUGCGGCGGUCCAUCAUGCUGCUACAAAGCGCGUUCCGGCUGUAUCAGAAGGAACUCAUUACGAGUGCUGCCAUUUGUGAGAUUGCUGGGGUAGUACCGGAAUCGGUGAUAGAUGGACUAGUCACAGCCUGGCAAUCACGAGACAUUGCACAGAUCGAGACUGCGGUUGAGAGGGUUGUUAGACAGGGGUAUUCGGGUGCGCAACUUAUGGAUCAGUUGCAAGAACGCGUGCUGGCAGACAACCACCUAACGUCGAUUGAGAAAUCAAAGAUUUCGAUAUCGAUUGGGCAGAUGGACAAGGCGCUGGUGGAUGGGGCGGACGAGCAGUUACAGCUGUUGAGUUUAUUUGUCAACGCUUAUUAAUGAUGAGUCUGCGCGAGAAAGCUUUGUGGAAGAAAUAGAGAUCAGGAGCAGGCUAGGAUUAGGGAUCCGCAAGGGAGCAGGCUCAGGACAGCUGGCGUACUGUAGAUGUCGGUGUAGAAGUGGAGAGUGGGUCGUAGGCUAUGGGACCUGUGGGAAGCCUUGUCCUCCUCUCCAAUACAUUCGGCUCUUCUUCGUUAUCCACACACUACUGAAAGCUUCUUGCCGAC
Molecule: messenger RNA, 1410 nt
Organism: Fimicolochytrium jonesii
Lineage: Eukaryota; Fungi; Chytridiomycota; Chytridiomycetes; Spizellomycetales; Powellomycetaceae
Product: P-loop containing nucleoside triphosphate hydrolase protein
Exons: 8
Coding region: 146-1183 (345 amino acids)
Biological process (GO): DNA-templated DNA replication; DNA repair
Cellular component (GO): DNA replication factor C complex; nucleus
Molecular function (GO): DNA binding; DNA clamp loader activity; ATP binding
Source: RefSeq, a predicted model, not a curated record